AUGGCGCUGCGGUCGCUGACGAGACGGAUGAAAGAGGCUGGCCGUCUGCGCCAGUGGGAGGCAUCGCUGAGCCUCUUCGUACAGGCGCUGGAGCACAACGCAGAUGCCACGGCUUUCAACACGGCCAUGGGUUCCUGCGUCGCUGCCAGGAAGUGGGCCGUUGCCCUGGACAUCUUUGGGCAGAUGGAGCUCCGGAAGGUCGAUGCCAACAAGCAAGUGUUGAGUACAGUCCUGCGGGCGUACAGCGAGGGUUCCCACUGGCAGCUCGCAUUGGCAUCGUUGGCUGCGAUUGCUGCAGACGGCAAGGCAGACGAGGUGACUUUUCAGGUCUGCAUGGUCGGCUGCGGGCACGCGCGGGCCUGGGCCUUGGCCCUUCUCCUGUUCCAGGACAUGGACAGCUUCAACGUCAAGCAAACGACAGCAGGCUGCAACGCCGCCCUGGCUGCGUGCGAGAAAGGCCACGUUUGGGAGAGCGCUCUCCGGUUGCUUGACUUCGAGGAUCUGGUGGACACUCCGAGCUACAACUCGGCCAUCAGCGCGUGUGGCAAGGGGAGGCAAUGGAGAUGGGCACUCGUCUUGGAGGGCAACAUGGUGGAGAAGGAGCUGGUCCCUGACACCAUCACCCAGAACUCGCUGGUGACUGCCUUGGAGCGUGGGGCGCAGUGGCAGCGGGCUCUGAGGGUGAUCGCAGCAGCUCAGGUGCCGAGCAACGUGGCUUACAAUGCUGCAAUCAGUGCCUGUGGUUCGAGCAUCAUGUGGCGGCAUGCCCUGCGACUCCUGCGCGAGCUCUGCCAGCGACAGGGCGCCGGCCUCGUCGCUUUCAACGCGGCGAUGACGUCCUGUGCCAAGGGCCGGCGUGUCGGAGAGGCCCUGCAGCUCUUUGACGAGAUUCAGGCGACGGACCUUCAGCCGGACAUUGUCAGCUUCGGGGCAGCGCUGACGGCGUGUGAGAAGGGUGGUCUCUGGGAAGAGGCCAUCCACAUCCUGGAGGUCCGGCUCAAGGCUGCAAAGGUGAAACCCAAUGUGGUGUUGCUGAAUGCGGUUGCCAGCGCUUGCGAAAAAGGCCGCCACUGGCCUGGAGCGCUUUGGAUUCUGCACCAGGCAGCAUGUCGACACCGCCUUCGCCCCGACGGCACCACGAUCAAUGCAGCUAUGGCUGCCUGCCUUCGUGGCGAGGAGUGGCCCCGAGCCUUGGCUCUCUUCGCGGAGAUGCGUCGGCUCUCGCUGGCUUCCCUGACGUCGUACUCGGAAGGGCUUCUCAGUCUGCAGCAGGCAAGGCGAUGGGAGGAUGCGCUGUUGCUGCUAGAUGAGAUGUUCAAAGUCCACCUGACGCCGGACUUGAAGGCUUUUGGAGCUGCCUUGGGCGCCUGUGCCCUAGCCGGGUCUUGGCAGCAGGCCUGUCGUCUCCUGUCGAAGUGCCGCGACCUCACCGGUGUUCCGGCGGACGCCGUGGCCGUGCUCUUGACCGUGGCCUCGGCAAGCCUCGUGACGCUCCUGUUCGGAGCUCUUGGCCAUCAACUACAGCGCGUAGUUGCACGAAGCAUAGCUGAAGGUAACCCGUUUGGUGCCCCAGCAUCUGCCGCUAACAUUUUGGAGGCAAUCGACGGCUCCGUCACGGCCACGAUGGUCAAGAGCAGAGGGGAUCCUUCUGAGGGGCUCCGCGCACGGCGGACGACCCCACGAGCUUUGUGGCAAAUAGUUUAUGCGCCAACGCUGCAUCAUUUCAAGGACAUGAUGUUCUCCUGUCAUGGGGCCGGUCAACGAAAUCUGGUCUUGCAGCAAGAGUGGUCAUCCUUCGAAGCUUUACCUUGCCGGGAGGCGGUCUUUCUGCUUGGCUUCUGCCGGCCUCAUCCAAGAUGCGCAAAGCCGUCAGGCAGAUCCGAGCCACGCGGAGCUGCCCAACACCGGGAGAAAAGCCGAUUCUUGCUUCAGAGAGCUGAGCCGAUUGAGAUCGAACGAGUCUGCUUGCGAUUGAGUUGGGAGUUUCCGAGGAUAGGGGACCCCAAUAUAGCCGCCAAACCAGUCGGAUCCUUACUUUAA
Symbiodinium sp. CCMP2592 is the source of this 2040-nucleotide messenger RNA. The record is from the annotation of a GenBank genome assembly. NCBI's taxonomy places the organism in Eukaryota, Dinophyceae, Suessiales, Symbiodiniaceae.